AUGGUUUCCACGCUUGUGCUUACUUGCUGUCCUCCGGAGCAAGCCCAUUUCUCAGCGUCUGAAAACGAGGCGUUGGAAGGAAAGACUGAGGUGACGAAGGAGGCGAAUGGCAACGAGCCAGCCGCGUCAACUCGAGGGCUGCCCGACGAAACCCUGGAGCAGCCGGAAGCAGCCACAACGGCAGCAGAAACCACCACAGAAGCCGAGCAUCGCCUGUCGGAAGGCCUGGAAACCACAGAAAAGCCAGAACAGAUGCUCUUCGGCAGCAAGGAUACAGUGAAGGAAGACCCCUUCGAUAACGAUAACAGCACCGACACAUCAGAGGAAGAGGACCCCUGGAGUGGCACGAAGGCGCCGAAGGAGGAGCAGCAGCAUUCAGGGGGCAGCCCCGCAGCACCAGAAGCAGACGCGGCGACUGCUACGACCACGGUCCCGGAGUCCAAAGAGAACACAAACAGCGAUGGUGGCGAAAACAUCGUCACCACAUCAGGAGCACCUGCUACAGAGCCUGAAGGUCCAGAAAUCUCAGAGCAGCCUCCGGGUGUCAGCACCGAAGCGCCAGAAGCAGACAUGGCAACGACCAGAACCCCGGAGCCCAGUGCCACCAGAGAAGCGAAUCCUGAAAGCACGGUGGCUGUCAGCACAUCGGAACAUGCUUUGGAGCCAGAGGGUCCAGGCCUCUUGCCACAGCCCGGGCCCACCCAGACAAAGGGAGCGUUCAACAGCAAAGGCGCAGCAACAGACACGGACACGAUCACCGAAGAGACGACAACGACAACAACAAGCACAGACGCAAGUGAUGCAGAGAUGCCAUCCGACGACUCGGUGCAGAAGCUGGAAGCUCCACAAUCCACAACAUCAACACAGGUUGCUCAAAAGGAGUCUGAGAAUCACCAGGAGGCAACUACACGAAGAACGGUCCCAGAGCAGCAAACAACCACCACAGCAGAAACCAUUCCUACUUUGAGCCAGACCCCUCACGAAGACGAUGCCGAGGCGGAGGCAGCAGAGACAGCACUGCUGACGUCGGAGUGA
Symbiodinium necroappetens is the source of this 1035-nucleotide messenger RNA. Lineage: Eukaryota; Dinophyceae; Suessiales; Symbiodiniaceae. The record is from the annotation of a GenBank genome assembly.